AUGAUCCGUAACAAGUUGCGGCCCAGUGAUUUUUCUCCUUUUGGGCACAUUCACACUUUAAGUGCUCUGCGCUUCUUUGCUCAGGAGAGUUCAGGAGCAUUUUCUCUUGUGCAGUUGCAGUGUAUCAGCUGGCCUUGCUUUGUGGAUCUUUGGCUCCAGGUUUUUUUUAAUUCAAUUCUUGAUUUGCCUCUAGCUGCAAUUUUCCGUAUGCGCGCGCGACGUUUUCGUCUCUCCGGGGCUUUGCUCCUUUGCGCUUUUUUGGCAAGCGAGAUUGCGUUCCUAGGCUUCCCAAGGCCGUUGAAAUCUCCAGAUGCCCCCUCCGCAAACGUCGUUUCAAAGAUCGCGGAGGCACCUCAGAGCAGUGUGGCGAACAUUGAGGAGAGAAUAGAGGAGCAUGUCAGCAUUCCGGAGAUUUUGAAACGCUAUGGCUUGCCCGCGCUGUUUUUUCACUUCCUGGUCUGGGUUAGCACCCUUGCAGGGUGCUACUUAUUUUUGUCCGUCAACACCGGUAUCCUUGAGCUACUCCCGGCGGAGCUUCAGCAAAGGAUCAGUGGCGGAAGCCAGAUAGGUUAUGCGGCGGCUGCACUAGGUGCAGCAGAAGUUCUAGGCCCAGCCCGUCUGGCUCUGACAGUGACAGCAGCGCCAACGGCAUCCAGAGUGGCACGCCAGUUUGAAUGGUUCCGCAGAACAGAGCAGGAAAUUGUCAGCUUCAUGAGUGAUGCUGCAUCCAAGCUGUCGCAACUAUUUCUGAGGGCAUAGACCUUUGAGACAGCUGGCUGACAACGUAAUGAUAAGUCAAAACUAGCUGCAAAGAGCAGUCUUUGACAAAUUGAAGUCUCACCUCAAGGUGUGCCAGUUUUCAUGAGUUACAUGAGCCAAAACCCAGAACUCACCGUUUCCAGAAAGCAUUGCGUUGCUUGACCUUGAGAAUUUCAUGUACAGCUUCUGAUACUUUCUACAUUGUUCAGUGUGUUACUGAACUUAAUCAAAAGACGUAAGACCUAUCUGCUGUUUGUACGCAGCGUCAAGGAUUUUAUGAGAAAAGAAAGGCAAGUGCUUCCCAGCGGAGCGCCCUUGGGAGAG
Messenger RNA from Cladocopium goreaui, 1083 nucleotides. NCBI's taxonomy places the organism in Eukaryota, Dinophyceae, Suessiales, Symbiodiniaceae. The record is from the annotation of a GenBank genome assembly.